Camelina sativa (false flax) is the source of this 3636-nucleotide messenger RNA. The record is from RefSeq and is a predicted model, not a curated record. Lineage: Eukaryota; Viridiplantae; Streptophyta; Magnoliopsida; Brassicales; Brassicaceae.
UACAAACAAAGGGAAGAUUCCAACAAUUUUAUUUUCAAUCCUCACUCCUCCAUGGCAUUUGCUUCUUCAAACUCUUGGAGAUAUGAUGUCUUUCCUAGUUUCAGAGGGGAAGACGUCCGUAAUAACUUCCUCAGCCACUUGCUCAAAGAAUUUGAAAGCAAAGGAUUAGUGACGUUCAGAGAUGAUCAUAUCGAAAGAAGCCACACGAUCAGUCCUGAGCUCAGAGCAGCCAUCAGAGAAUCUAAAAUCGCGGUAGUCUUGUUCUCAGAGAACUAUGCUUCUUCAAGCUGGUGUUUGGAUGAGCUGGUCGAGAUCUUGAAAUGUAAAGAAGAACAAGGACAAAAAGUGAUGCCGGUUUUCUACAAAGUGGAUCCAUCUGAUGUAAGAAAACAGACAGGAAAGUUUGGAAUGAGUUUCUUGGAAACUUGUUGUGGUAAGACGGAGGAGCAACAACAUCAAUGGAGGCAGGCGUUGACUCAUGCUGCCAAUAUUGUUGGAGAUCAUCCUCAAGAUUGGGACAAUGAAGCAUAUAUGAUCACAGAAAUAAUCAAGGAUGUAGUAAACAAAUUAUUAAAUGCAACGCCAUCAAAAUAUUACAAUGACUUGGUUGGAAUUGAAGCUCACAUUGCGAAGAUGGACUCGUUGUUAUGCCUUGAGUCUCAAGGAGUGAGGAUAAUAGGGAUAUGGGGUCCUGCUGGCGUUGGUAAGACUACCAUAGCUAGAGCUUUAUAUAACGAAUAUCAUGAAAACUUCAAACUUUCUAUAUUUAUGGAGAAUGUUAGAGAAAGUUAUAAUGGUGAAGCUGACCUUGAUGACUAUGGUUUGAAGCUGCGUUUACAACAAAGAUUUUUGUCCAAACUUCUUGAUCAUAAGGAUUUGAGAAUUCGUCAUUUAGGCGCCAUCGAAGAAAGGCUAAAGAACCAGAAAGUUCUAGUUAUUCUUGACGAUGUGGACAAUAUUGAGCAACUCAAAGCCUUGGCAAAGGAAACUCAAUGGUUUGGUAACGAGAGCAGAAUCAUCGUGACAACUCAAAACAAACAACUUUUGGUUUCACACGAAAUCAACCACAUGUACAAGGUGGCUUAUCCUUCAAAACAAGAAGCUCUUACUAUAUUUUGCCAGCAUGCUUUUAAUCAAAACUUCCCAUCAGAUCAUUUCAAGGGCCUCCUUGCAACUGAAUUUGUAGCUCUUGCUGGUCAUCUUCCGCUGGGUCUACGUGUUCUUGGUUCGUUUAUGCGUGGAAAGAGUAAGGAGGAGUGGGAGUUUUCCCUGCCUACGCUAAAAAAUCGACUUGAUGGAGAGAUAGAGAAAGUAUUAAAAGUCGGGUAUAAUGGCUUACAUAUAGAUGAUAAAGCUUUAUUUCUUCAUAUUGCUUGUCUUUUUAGCGGUCAUCACAAAAACUAUGUGAAAGAGAUGGUCAUAGCUAACAAUGACUCGGAUGUUAGUUUUGGACUUAAAGUCUUGGCUGAUAAAUCUCUCAUACAAAUAUAUGAGAAUGGUAUAGUCGAGAUGCACUCCUUACUUCGACAAUUGGGGAGAGAAGUUGUUCGAGAGCAAUCUAUGUACGAGCCAGGCAAACGUCAGUUCUUGAUGAAUGCUAGAGAUACAUGUGGCGUCCUUGCAAAGAAUACUGAAAGUUCUUUCUUUUUCUUUUAUUAGGCACCAAAGCAACAAUUCGAGAUUUUUUUUUUUUUUUUUUAAUUAAAAACUUGCAUCAACAUAUAUUUGUUAGAGAGUAAGCCAAUUUUUGAAUAUGAAGUGUAAAAUAUCAAAACUCUAGACGAUAGUUAUUUAUAGAACUAAAUAACAUAUCAUAUCCUACUAAAAAUCAUGAAAUUGUAAUAACAUAUUCAAAUUUAUGGUUAUGCUUAGACAUUGUUCCUAUAUAAAACUAUGUCUUUUUGAAACAUUUUUUGUUUUGUAGGGUACAGGAACUGUAUUAGGUAUAUCGUUAGAUAUGAGUGAGAUCAAAGAGGAGUUAUAUAUAAGUGAGAAAACUUUUGAGGAGAUGCGGAACCUCUUAUAUCUAAAAUUCUAUAUGAGUAGUCCUGUAGAUGAUAAAAUGAAAGUCAAGUUGUUGUUACCAGAAGGACUAAGCUAUCUACCACAAUUGAGGUUAUUACAGUGGGAUGCAUAUCCUCUCGAGUAUUUCCCUUCUCGCUUUCGACCCGAAUGUCUUGUCGAACUCAACAUGUCGCAUAGCAAGCUUAAGAAGCUAUGGAGCGGAGUUCAGCCGCUUAGAAAUCUCAGAAUAAUGAAUCUGUAUAACUCUCGGAAUCUGGAAGUCUUUCCAAAUCUUACGGAAGCAAUAAACUUGAACACAUUGGAUUUGGGUUGGUGUGAGUCUUUGGUGGAGCUUCCUUCAUCUAUAAAGAACCUUCAAAAUCUGAAUUGGUUAGAGAUGUCUUGUUGCAAAAAACUAGAGAUCGUCCCAACCAACAUCAACUUAGCAUCUCUAGAGUUCUUGCACCUAAGAUAUUGCACUCGAUUGAAGACCUUUCCAGAGAUAUCAACCAAUAUUCGUCUUCUCAAAAUAAAAGGCACUGCGAUCACUGAGGUGCCUCCACCAGUCGAAUAUUGGAGUAAAAUUGAAGAAAUUUGCAUGGAGAGGACUAAGGUGAAGAGAUUGGUUCACGUUCCUUAUGUUUUAGAAAGGCUAUGUUUGAGGGGAAAUAUAGAAUUGGAGUCUAUUCCAAGCUACCUCAGAUAUCUUCGUCGGCUGAACAUGAUUGACAUCUCCUACUGCAUCAAUAUUAUAUCCCUACCGGAGCUUCCAGGAUCAUUAUCUGCCUUAACAGCUGUCAACUGCAAGUCACUUCAAAGACUACAUGGCCACUUUCGAAACAGAAGCAUCACCAUGAAUUUCACUAACUGUUUAAAGCUAGAUCAGAGAGCACAAGAAAAGAUCCACCAGUCAAUUUACAUCAACCAGUCCACAUACAAAGUUGCUAUCUUACCUGGUGAACAAGUGCCUGCAUACUUCCCCUUUCAAAGUACGGGAAAUUCAAUAAUGAUCCAUUCAGAUAAGGUUGAUCUUUCAAAGUUCAAUAGAUUUAAGGUAUGCAUUGUGCUUGGAGCGGGGAAAGCUUUUCAAGGUUGUGAUAUAAAAUUCUACAAACAAUUGUCGUGUGAACCGAGAGAGUAUUACGUGCCAAAGCGUCUUGAUGCUCCAUUUCUUGAAAGUGAUCAUCUUUGCAUGUGCGAGUUUCGAUUACUGCCACCACAUCCUCCAACGCAACGGGAGCUUCGACGUCCAAUCAAAAUGAUGAUGGUUUCCUUUGAGAUUCGCAGCCCUAAUGGAUGCGAAGUAAAAGAAUGCGGUUUACAGUUCUUGGAGCCUCAUGAGACAUCGCAAUUUCGGUCUCUAUCAGCUCCUUAUUACUUUGGUAGUAGUUGGAUUGGUAGUGGUAGUAGUAGUAGUAGUAUUGAAGAAGUUAUGCAUGCAGACCAGGAGGAAACCAGUAGUGAUAUUGAAGAAACUAUCCAUGGAGAAAAAGAAGGAAUCCGGGGGAACAAAUCUGUUAGGAGAUGGAAUAAGGUUGGAGCAAAAAAAAUGAGGCUUAGCUUGGAAUGUCUACAGCCCUCUCUAGAAAAGGAUUCAACAUAAAAUAAGAUAAAGACUGUGAAAUACUACAA